This is a messenger RNA of Amoebophrya sp. A120, 2912 nucleotides long. Lineage: Eukaryota; Dinophyceae; Syndiniales; Amoebophryaceae. The record is from the annotation of a GenBank genome assembly.
AGAUCGAAGCGCCUGCAGUUGUUGGUCAAUCAAAUACAGAUAUACUGCACUGCCGAUGACGAAUGCUCUUCUCAGGCUAUUGAUUUGGAUUUAGAGAACAAGUUUCACGCUAAUAUUACCCUUUUUAUCGAAGCCUUGCAAUCGGAACAUUCUCAUUCUCCACUUGUUUCAUCUUCACCUACCUUACUCUAUUUUCGAGUUUAUGAAUUAAGACUUCUUGAAAAUGGUGCAGAAGCCGUUUCUGUUGCAGUACCACUCGCGUCCGCUGACCUGCGUGCGAUUCAAUCGGGACGGGGACUUUUUCAUUUCCAGUGCCAACGAUGGGCGAUGUUGUCUUAUCCGAACCGAAACCGGCGAGAGAAUCGGAACGUACGAGGGACACGACGGUGCAAUGUAUCAAACCCCCUCCAAUAUCUUUUUUUUUCGCUGUUCUUGCUUGAGGUAUUUGCACUCCGCGGCACGUUUUGCAAAAUGCAUGAAUAUGCUCUGAAUCUCUGCAAAAUGCAUAGACGGAAAAGUUGUAAAGAGGAAUUCCCUACAGUGUUUUUUAUGUACUCCAACCCAAGUUACAGUUAGUACAUGCUACCAUGAUCAUUUCACAACAGCAAAUCGUGUGACAUCGAUGCGGAAUCAAGCAUGGUGGUAACAGCCGGCGCAGACAGCAGGGUGGUUUUCUACGAUGCUCAGACCGGCGAUGUUAUCUACAGUUUGAACCACGGCGGAAUUGUCAAGUAUUUCAUAUACUCCAAAAUUUAAGUGACACAUUACAUGAUUCUUGUCUGAGCUGAUUGAGUUGCAUCGCCGUGUUGCAUUCAUGCCUCCAUUUUUACCGAAGGAAGGGAGGGAGAAUGUUGACCGGAACUAAGUGAUGAAAUGUACAUAAAAAGCAUUUUUGAGCAACCCCGCCCCACACAACAGGUCCGUCGAGUUCAACCAGCACCCCGAAUGCCAGGAUCGCAUUGUCACGUGCGCUGACAAAUUCAAGACCACGCCAAAUAACAUCAGCAUCUGGCAAUUUGACUUUACCACAGACGAUCCCGUCUGCGAGCGCGUCCUUAUGCUGGCAGAGGAGCUGCCAAUGAAGGCCACUAUGGUAAGUUCGUUUAUUCUUGUUUCUCGCGCCAGCUACGAUCGCUUGCACAAGAUAUUUGUACUUCUACAAUUCCAAGAAUUCAUGUGUGGUGCAACAUUACAAGCAACCAAAGAAAUUUAACGCUUUCUGCUGUUCUUUAAGUUGCGACGAUUUAUUUCUCCCUUGACAGGUCAAGUGGGGUCCCUUCGACGAAACCCUGAUUUCGAUCCAUGAAGAAGGAACCUUUUGCGUGUGGGACAUUUCAAAUGCCCAACUCAUCAAGCUCGUCGAAGCGCACCAGCAGCCGAUAAAAUCGCUGAACUUCAACGAAAACCGAACCCUUCUCCUGACCGCGUCACGAGACAAAACCGUGAAAAUGUGGGAGACUCAGGUAGGAGCUUAUGGAUCAACAUUUUUUACCGCUGUUUUUCGACACUGCAGUAGAGACUUGACAUCAGGAAAGUCCUCCUAAAGCAGUAGGUACCGAAUUAUUCACUUCGGGGCGAAUCAUGGAGUUCUCGUGUGUUGCACAUUAGAAUCGUGUCUUGUUCAUUGUUGUCCCAUGCCAUCUUUAUUCAAUUCUAACAUUCAGGAAUAUUCCUGCCUGAAGAAGUUUCAAAGCAACCGACCCUUCAACGACGCAGUGCUUUCGCCGCUUUACACCGACCCAGUAAACCCAAGGUACUUACUCCUAACUCAGUAAGUGAAAGAUAGGCAAUAGUGCCCUACUUCUAGGGACCUACUUACUCUUUUUUGAUUGUGGACGAUGUCACAUGCAUGCUUUUAUCCCUUUCUUAGAUUGGCACUCCUGCGGUCACGAUGAAAUGACAGAUGCGGGGUCCUCUCUGCUCUGAGGAGCAGGAACAUGAAAUUGUGACGCGACCCUGGGUGCCGGAAAAACAACACAGGUAUCACGUCCUCGCCGGUGGUGGUGUGGAGGCACGCGAAGUGACGCAAACGACAGAGGGUGGGUUCGAGUCCGUGCUUUUCAACAUGGUCUUGGAAGAAGAAAUCGGAACCAUCAAGGGCCAUUUCGGUCCCAUGAACACCAUCGCCAUUUCCCCGGAUGGAAGGAGCUACGUCACCGGCGGAGAAGAAGGGUUGAUUCGUCUUAUCCACUUUGACCCAGACUACUUCACGCGCAAAGAUCUGUAAGAACUGCACCGGAAAGUAGAACAAGCUUAUGAAUAAAUGACAAGCCGGUGCCGAACUGUUUGAUGACUAACCGGUGCUGCUGACGAGUAAGGAAAAUGCAACAAGCCAACGUCUUCCAACGAACAAUGACCGGAAGAGAAGAAACACCUUCAUUUUGGAUUCAACGCACAAUGCAAGGAACGGCUCCUCAAGAAGUAGACCGAGGAACCGUUGCCGAGAGCAAUAGAAACGAAUGUGUAGUCGCAAAAUUUCUGCUGCGCAAACGAUGCAGCAAUACGCUGCACUAAAAGGUAUCAGUUCUCAGGCACGAGAUGUGCCUCUUGCGCUGGAGCAUAACAGUUGCACUGGCACGUUCCCGGAUGAAGCGUGCCACUGCAGAAAGAGUGUGAAAUCGGAAGCCGACAGAUUCUCGAGAAGAUUCGAAUAAUUACUUUCGGCUUUUUUACUGUGCCUUGACGGCUUUUUUUGUGUGUCUCUGGACAUGCAGGUUCAAUGAAUAGCGUGUUCUCCUCGAGGGUGUUGCCUACCGUGUUUCUGAACAAGCCUCCGCGCGCGAUUUUGUUUUUGCAUUCACAUGUGAACCAUUGCUGCGUUUGUUGCGCCCAAUCUUUGGCCAUCUUUUCUUCUUGCGUUCGGGUGCCGGGUCGGAGACUUGCCGGAUUAUCGAGCAUGCGAAGAGACGGAC